Messenger RNA from Erigeron canadensis, 893 nucleotides. Its product is annotated as zinc finger protein 6-like. NCBI's taxonomy places the organism in Eukaryota, Viridiplantae, Streptophyta, Magnoliopsida, Asterales, Asteraceae. The coding region runs from base 72 to 551 and encodes 159 amino acids. The transcript has 2 exons. The record is from RefSeq and is a predicted model, not a curated record.
AUAGUACUCAUAUAUAGUUUGUUUAUCCUUUUCAACUAGCUAGCUAGUUGCCUUGUUCAGCAUUUGAUACGAUGAGUACCAAAAAGGAUAGAGUUGGAGAAGUCCUAGAUCAUCAAAAUAAUGGGUGGCUUAGUCUUAGCCUAGCACCACAUCUAGGAGACUCUUCACAAGCAACUUUUGUGAAGAGAAAGCUCAUGAAGGUAUACACAUGCAAGUUUUGCAAGAGAAAGUUUUAUAGUUCACAAGCAUUAGGAGGGCAUCAGAAUGCCCACAAAAGGGAGAGAGAUGUCGCUACAAGAUACGGGUACCAUUUACCAAAUGCAUUAAACUUUAAUGCUAGUAAUUGCCAAUCAAUUGCCAUGGUUCACGCACCACAAAUAGAUGGUCACCAAGAGUCUAACGACAACGGAGAACCUUAUGGGCCACCUUAUGCGGAGGAGGAAUCAGUUGAUGUUAAAUGGCCAUUAGGUCUUGAUCAAUCAAAUCUACAACCAGUUUCUCACUGGCCUGAUGAUGAUACAAAGAUAGUGGACUUGAGUCUUAAGCUAUGAUCGACUUGGCAUCGUAGUUGACAGUAUAUAUAUAAUUUGGCUCUCUGGAUCAGUCUCCUCAAUUAAAUUCAAAUUAAUGCUACAACUAAUUGGCCCUCUCAUGUACACAUCUCAUCAAGGAGAUUGAGUAGCUAGUAGAUCCAUUGUCUUAAAAUAAGAUGACGCACGAAGAGAAACACGUACAAAUUAAUCUGUAUGAGUUGAAUAUAUUGUACGUGUGUGUGUGUGUAUGUGCGAUUGGAGUUCAAGUCGUAAGUUUCUUAUCUAAAGCAUGUCUCUAUACAUGCAAUGUAAAGGAUGUUUGGUUAAGCUUUACCGAUGUAUUGAGUAGUUGCAACUUAA